This is a messenger RNA of Hyla sarda, 1674 nucleotides long. RefSeq names its product acyl-CoA thioesterase 9 (gene ACOT9). The coding region runs from base 115 to 1449 and encodes 444 amino acids. Lineage: Eukaryota; Metazoa; Chordata; Amphibia; Anura; Hylidae. Gene Ontology annotation, cellular component: mitochondrion. The record is from RefSeq and is a predicted model, not a curated record. Gene Ontology annotation, biological process: acyl-CoA metabolic process. The transcript has 16 exons. Gene Ontology annotation, molecular function: fatty acyl-CoA hydrolase activity.
UCAGAGAUUGACAGGUGGGCGGGUCGCUGACAAGAGGCAGCAGUAAGGUCCGGGGUAUCGCUCCCUGUUGGUGGUCUCCUCUGUCAGCGGGGAGGAUUCGUGAUACGGGGGAACAUGCUGCUCGGAGUCAGGCUUAGUGUGACCUGUCAAAGGUCUGGAUUUCUCAGGAGAUCUCUGAUGACAGCAAGCACCAUGCACUCGAAGGGCCAGCUACCAGAUAUGAAUGAAGGAUGCACACCAGUCCAUGUGAAUAAUGUACGUGAUAAACUGAGGGAAAUAGUUGGAGCUUCUACAAACUGGAGAGAUCAUGUACAAGCCAUGGAGGAAAGAAAAGCUCUACAAUCUCUUCUGGCCAAGAAGCAAGAGGAUCUCCCCCCACGCAGGAUGAAGGACAGUUACAGCGAAGUUAUGUUGCCGCUCGGCACUGAACCACAGCUGAGAGAAAAGUACCUGAAUGUAUACAACAACGUCCGGUUUGGCAGAAUCCUUGAAGACCUGGAUAGUCUUGGAGUUCUCAUCUGUUAUACCCACACAAAGUCUGAGUCACGUAACAUGUCUCCUUUGUCAAUAGUCACUGCUCUAGUAGACAAGAUAGAUCUUCGUAAGCAACUCAUUUCUCCCGAUUGUGAUAUCAAGUUGACAGGCCAUGUGUCUUGGGUUGGGAAGACCUCAAUGGAAGUUAAAAUGCACAUGUUACAACUUCAUGAUGGCGUUUACAGUCCAGUUUUAGAUGCAACAUUUGUCAUGGUGGCCAGAGAUCCAGAGAACAAAAGGCCUGCAUUUGUCAAUCCAUUAGUUCCAGAUGGCCCUGAAGAGGAAAGACUUUUGAAGCAAGGAGAAAUGAACAAGUUAAGAAGAGUUGAAUUCAGUACAGCAUCUUUACUGAAAAUGGCUCCAACCGCUGAAGAAAGGAAGAUUGUACAUGAAAUGUUUCUUAACACAUUAGAUUCAAAGACAGUGAGCUUCAGGAGCCGUGUCUUGCCACCUAAUGCAGUGUGGAUGGAAGAUGCUAAAUUUAAGGGUUUGGAAAUUUGUCAUCCACAGCAAAGAAACAUCUUCAACAGGAUCUUCGGUGGUUUUCUGAUGAGGAAAGCAUAUGAAUUGGGAUGGGCAACUGCAUGUUCUUAUGGUGGUUCUAGGCCAUUUGUUGUAGCUGUAGAUGACAUCAUGUUCCAGAGACCGGUGGAGAUUGGGUCAUUGCUGUUCCUGUCCUCUCAGGUGUGUUACACAAUGAAAAACUACAUCCAAGUCAGGGUGCACACAGAGGUUUCAGAUCCCAUCACCGGAGAACAUCACACAACCAACAUCUUCCACUUUACAUAUAUGUCAGAAAAAGAAGUUCCACAGAUUGUGCCCCAGACAUACGGAGAAUCAAUGCUGUAUUUGGAUGGAAAGCGACAUUUUGAUGCAGUUUUGCAAAACAAAAAUGAUGAAAGCCAGAGCUCUUAAACAAUGGGUACUACAAAUACAAGCAAUACGGAAACUACUUAAAGAAAGAAAGGUGUGCAACUCAGUCCCCCACAAUGCCUUCCAAUAUGUUUAGUGCAAUUAUGUAUAUUCAUUUUGCUGCUUUGAGAACAUUGAUUGUAACAUAACAUUUUUUUACAUCUAAAUGCUGCCUUAUUAUAUACAUUACAUGUGUUUUUAUUUCAGCUGUAUUGGUUUAUAUAAUAA